Molecule: messenger RNA, 1281 nt
Organism: Lotus japonicus
Lineage: Eukaryota; Viridiplantae; Streptophyta; Magnoliopsida; Fabales; Fabaceae
Product: syntaxin-71-like
Exons: 9
Coding region: 194-991 (265 amino acids)
Biological process (GO): vesicle fusion; intracellular protein transport
Cellular component (GO): membrane; SNARE complex; endomembrane system
Molecular function (GO): SNARE binding; SNAP receptor activity
Source: RefSeq, a predicted model, not a curated record
UUUUUAUUUAAUAAAAAAAUAGAAAAAAACUGCUCCAUGUUCAUUGUUGCUACUUUGAUACAGCUGUCUACAGUCUCUUUCCUUUGCAAGUUCUGCUGAAACAAGAACCAGAUCGAACUCCACCAUCCCCAAAUUCAGUUAUUGUUGACUUCGUGAAAAUAAGAUUCCAUUGUUGACUCCACCACCACACACCAUGAGCGUCAUCGACCUUCUAACCAGAGUUGACACCAUUUGCAACAAGUACGACAAAUACGACGUCGAACGCCACCGUGAAUCCAACCUCUCCGGCGACGAUGCAUUUGCCAGACUCUACGCCACCGUCGACGCCGACAUCGAGGCACUCAAUCAGAAAGCUGAAACUGCUUCUAAGGAGAAAGGUAAGGCUUCUGCUGUAGCGAUCAAUGCGGAGAUUCGUCGAACCAAGGCUAGGUUGCUUGAAGAAGUUCCCAAGUUGCAGAAAUUGGCUGUCAAAAAGGUAAAGGGGCUUUCAUCGCAAGAAUUUGCUGCCCGUAAUGAUUUGGUUCUUGCAUUGCCGGAGAGAAUCCAAGCUAUCCCAGAUGGGACUCCUGCUGCGCCAAAACAAACUGGAGGCUGGGCAUCUUCGGGCUCACGUCCGGAUAUUAAGUUUGAUUCUGAUGGGCGAUUUGAUGACGAAUACUUCCAACAAACUGAGGAAUCAAGUCGAUUCAGGAACGAAUAUGAAAUGCGUAGAAUAAAACAGGAUCAAGGUUUGGAUGUGAUUGCAGAAGGGUUGGAUACAUUGAAAGACAUGGCACAUGAUAUGAAUGAGGAACUGGAUAGACAAGUUCCACUGAUGGAUGAGAUUGACACUAAGGUGGACCAGGCAGCAUCUGACCUUAAGAAUACCAAUGUUAGACUUAAAGACACAGUUAUCCAGCUUCGGUCCAGUCGAAAUUUCUGCAUCGAUAUUGUUUUGUUGAUUAUAAUUCUGGGAAUUGCUGCCUACUUAUACAAUGUAUUAAAGAAAUGAAUAGAUGCACAAGACCACGGAUGUGUUCGAAUGGUUUCCUUAUAAUUCUUGUAUCACAAGAAUAUCGUAUCAAUUUUUUUUUUUCAAUUUUUUUUUUCUAUCUUUGUGAAAAAUUCUACUAUCUGAGAGUUAUACUGUCCUUUAUAUAAGCAGUCUUGCGUCUGCAGUUAUGCUCCAUAACAUUAGUAUGUUUAGUAGUUGCGGCUUGUUUUGUAUAUUUGAUUAGGUAUAUUAUGUUUAUACAUUAUGGAUACUGAUGAAUCUGGAAGAGUGCUUUGACUUGUGUUGAA